UAAUUUUGUUUAACCAACUUCAGCAUCAUUUUAUCGUUGUUUUCAUUAUUUUUAAAAAAAAACAAAGUACACAUUUAUCAAAAGUACAGAAAAAAUAAUAUACAAAAAAAAAACAACCAACAACAACAACAACAACAACAAAAAAACAACAAAAUAAUAUAACAAGGAAAAACAGGAUUUAUGUGAACGCCAGUAGAAUAGAGUAUAAACUUUAUUGACAGUUUCUUAUUAUUAUUGAAAUGGUUUCUCGACAAAUAUUUUGGAUAGGAAUGGCGGUCAUUUUAUCUCAGACUGGGCACGUGGCAUCACACGGACGCUUGAUUCAACCGGCCCAGAGGUCGUCUGCUUGGAGGUAUGGAUACAAUAACCCGGAAAAUUACAACGAUAAUCAACUCUUCUGUGGUGGUUUUAAUGUACAGUGGAACCAAAAUGAUGGUAGAUGUGGUGUCUGUGGUGAUCCUUAUAAUGCACAAGUAAAGCCAAACGAAGAUGUAGGCGGUUUAUACGUCGUUAAUGGCGUCAUCACAGGAAGUUACGACAAAGGCGGCGUCCUUAAUACGGAAGUAGAAAUAACGGCUUAUCACAAAGGAUGGUUUGAAUUUAGACUUUGCCCUCUCGCAACAACAACAACAAAGGUCACACAAGAAUGUUUGAAUCAGAAUGUUUUGACGGUUAAAGGUACAAACACGACACGCAUACAGUUAGAAGAAAUCAAGACGGGUUUAGGGCCGGGAGUUUAUAUUAUAAACCUUCAGUUACCAUCCACUAUUACGUGUGAAAGAUGCGUUCUUCAGUGGAAAUACAAUACAGGAAAUAGCUGGAAUUGCGAUUCCGAAGGAUGUGGUAUUGGUCGUGGCCCUCAAGAAAAUUUCGUGAAUUGCGCUGAUAUCCGAAUUAAUGACGAAGAAACCGGAACUGCUACGACUGACAGUAGUCCCUGUCGCACAGCUAGUGCAGCGUUGACGUCCGACAAC
This is a messenger RNA of Ruditapes philippinarum (Manila clam), 974 nucleotides long. RefSeq lists its product as uncharacterized. Lineage: Eukaryota; Metazoa; Mollusca; Bivalvia; Venerida; Veneridae. The annotation marks the transcript as partial. The record is from RefSeq and is a predicted model, not a curated record. The transcript has 4 exons.